AUGUCCUCGGACCUCGAAACCAAAAUCCGGCAGGCGGCCGUCCGCAACCGCGAGCUCCUCGCCGUGCUCGCGGACACAGACAACGCCAUCCCCGACCUCACCCAGCAGCGCCGGCUCAUCGCCGACCUGGACCACCAGCUCCAGCAGUCGGACAAGAACGUGCGCGCCCUCGACGCCCGGCGCAAGAAGGAGCUCAAGGACCACGAAAAGUACCGCGACAGCGUCAUGCGCCGCUUCGUCCACAAGGCCGUCGGCAAGCGCGACAAGUUCGACGAGAAGGCCGCCCGCGAGGAGCGCGAGUACUUUGACGUGCUGCAGGAAGAGCACCGCGAGAAGGAGAUCAACGGCAACCUGCGCCGCCAGCUCGACGACGCCCGCGAGGCCUCCCGGUCGCUCGAGGCCGAGGCCACCCGCCACGACAAGGCCCAGUGCGCCCUCGACUCGCUCUACGACUCCAUCUUCGCCGGCCCGACCCCGAAUCACCCGGACGAGGACGCCCGCGAGCGCGAGGCCGAGGACGCCCGCCGCGAGUACCACGACGCCCGCGGCAAGGCCGAGGCCGAGCAGCACGCCAUCCGCCUGCUCACCGACGCCGCGCGGCGCAUGGCCGACUCCCUGCGCAACAUGGACGACGCGCUGAGCCACUCGCGCAUGGACAUGUUCGGCGGCGGCACCAUGUCGGACAUGAUGGAGCGCAGCGCCCUGCAGCGCGCCGAGAGCGCCGCCCAGGAGGCCCGCAUGCUCGUCAUGCAGGCCCAGCGUAUGACCCCCUACGUCGGCGACCUGCCUGCCGUGAGCAUCAACCACGGCAGCCUCAUGGGCGACGUGCUCUUCGACAACAUCUUCUCCGAUAUGGCCUUCCACGACGAGAUCAAGCGGUCGCGCGCUUCUGUCGACCGCUGCGCCCAGGUGCUGGGCCGCUUCCUGCAAGAGACGCGGGCCCGCCACCAGGAGCUGACGUGGCGGCUCAAGAGCCUCGGCGAGAGGCUGGAGAGCACGCGAACGGCGCUGCAGAAGGAGAGGGAGCGGUUGUUUGAGCAGAUUACCGCCGGCGGCAGCGAGGUUGACGUCAAGGGCACCGCGGCGUCGAGUGCGACGCCGAUCGACUUGAAGCAGUGA
Colletotrichum destructivum is the source of this 1119-nucleotide messenger RNA. RefSeq lists its product as uncharacterized. Lineage: Eukaryota; Fungi; Ascomycota; Sordariomycetes; Glomerellales; Glomerellaceae. The transcript has a single exon. The coding region runs from base 1 to 1119 and encodes 372 amino acids. The record is from RefSeq and is a predicted model, not a curated record.